CAAACACCUACAUUUACUUAUUAACCAUGAAGCUUCAUGGACUAGCCUUGAUAUGUUUUUUAAUUGCUGUGGCGAGCUGCAAAGCUAUUGAGGACAUUGAUUGCGAAGAGAACGAGCCAUUCACAUGUCGAAACACUGAUCAGUUAAGCAGUAAGACUUUCCCAAAAGACUUUAUCUUCGGUGUUGCUUCUGCUGCUUACCAGGUGGAAGGGGGCAGAGGACGUGGUCUUAACAUUUGGGAUGGCUUCACUCACCGAUACCCAGAGAAGGGAGGAUCCGAUCUUGGGAAUGGAGACACUACCUGUGAGUCAUAUACGAGAUGGCAGAAAGAUAUAGAUAUCAUGGACGAACUCAAUGCUACUGGCUACAGAUUCUCAUUUGCCUGGUCAAGAAUCAUUCCAAAAGGAAAGGUGAGUAGGGGAGUGAACAAAGGAGGUCUUGAAUACUACCACAAACUCAUAGAUGGCCUCAUCGCAAAGAAUAUAACACCUUUUGUUACCCUCUAUCACUGGGACCUUCCUCAAACACUGCAAGAUGAGUAUGAAGGUUUCUUGAACCGCACCGUCAUAGAUGACUUUAGAGAUUAUGCGGAUCUAUGUUUUAAGGAAUUUGGUGGAAAGGUGAAGAACUGGAUCACGAUCAACCAGCUGUACACAGUGCCUACGAGAGGCUAUGCAAUCGGAACAGAUGCACCCGGUCGAUGUUCUCCGAAGGUUGAUGAGAGAUGUUACGGCGGAAAUUCUUCAACAGAACCUUAUAUAGUUGCACACAACCAGCUUCUUGCUCAUGCUGCGGCGGUCGAUGUUUACAGGACAAAAUAUAAGUUCCAAAGAGGGCAGAUCGGACCAGUGAUGAUAACUAGAUGGUUUCUUCCAUUUGAUGAGAAAGACAAAGACAGCAUAGAAGCAGCUGAUAGGAUGAAAGAAUUCUUUUUGGGAUGGUUCAUGGAGCCGCUAACAAAGGGUAGAUACCCAGAUAUCAUGAGAAAAAUUGUGGGAAGCCGGCUUCCCAAUUUCACGGAAGCAGAAGCAGAACUCGUUGCGGGUUCAUAUGAUUUUCUUGGUCUCAACUACUACACCACUCAGUACGCCCAGCCAAAACCUAACCCAGUUACAUGGGAAAAUCACACUGCCAUGAUGGACCCAAGCGUAAAGCUCACAUAUAAAAAUUCGCGUGGUGAAAAUCUUGGUCCACUGUUCGGCGACGUCUAUUACCACCCAAAAGGCAUUUAUUACGUUAUGGACUACUUCAAAACCAAAUACAGUAACCCUUUGAUCUAUAUCACAGAGAACGGAUUUAGUACUUCCGGUGACGAAACCCGUGACGAAGCUAUUGCCGAUUACAAGCGCAUCGAUUAUCUCUGCAGUCAUCUAUGUUUUCUCCGUAAGGUCAUCAGGGAGAAGGGUGUCAACAUAAAAGGAUACUUUGCAUGGGCUCUUGGAGAUAAUUAUGAAUUCUGCAAAGGUUUUACUGUUAGAUUCGGACUUAGUUACGUUAACUGGACAGACCUCGAUGAUAGAAAUCUAAAAGAAUCUGGAAAAUGGUACCAAUGCUUUAUUAAUGGUACCACUAAGUACCCUGCAAAACAAGAUUUCCUCCGCUCAAACCUCUCCUUCGAGAGCCAGAAGAAGAAGAAACUCUCAGAUGCAUGAAACACUUUAUCCCACUAUCAUGAUCAUCUUCGUAUCUCUACCACUUGCUUCAUAGAUAAGGAGCUUGUUCUAUCUAUAUUGUACUAAAGAAUAUUCCAAUAAAAGAUGAUCAUUUACUAAUAAAUAUUUUCGUUUGAG
Messenger RNA from Eruca vesicaria subsp. sativa (arugula), 1790 nucleotides. The record is from the annotation of a GenBank genome assembly. Lineage: Eukaryota; Viridiplantae; Streptophyta; Magnoliopsida; Brassicales; Brassicaceae.